This is a messenger RNA of Ogataea angusta, 1263 nucleotides long. RefSeq lists its product as uncharacterized. Gene Ontology annotation, molecular function: RNA binding. The record is from RefSeq and is a predicted model, not a curated record. NCBI's taxonomy places the organism in Eukaryota, Fungi, Ascomycota, Pichiomycetes, Pichiales, Pichiaceae. The coding region runs from base 1 to 1263 and encodes 420 amino acids. The transcript has a single exon.
AUGGCUCACGACCAGCGGCGAAUAUACGUCGGAUCGAUGUCUAAGCUGCUUGCAGAAAAUCCACGGGAUUUGGAGCAGCGAUUUGAGAAGUUUGGGAAAGUAGUCCGGGGUUUUGAGGUACACCAUAAAGAAGUGCUAGACUACUAUUAUGGAUACAUUACAAUGCAAAUACCCGACGAUCAGUUCAAAAAUCUCAUGCGCUCCUUUAAUGGCGUCACCUACAAGGGCUCAAAGCUUGCCAUACAGGAAGCUAAACCGGCUUACAAAGAAAGAUGGAUGAAAGACUAUCGCAGACAAGAUACUAAGAUCAAAGAUAGACAGAUCAGGGAGCGCAUAGCACAAUGUCGAUUAGAGAGAAUUGCACAAAGGGGUUUGAAUCCAUUUGAGCUCUCGAAUAUAGAGAAAGGAAGAUUGAGACGGACUCCUAGAAAGACAAGUCUAGCCAAGUUGACGAUGAGAACAUACAUUAAGGGCACGCUUAAAAUUGUGAGGCCCCGCAAAACCAAAGUCUGGGGCUACAACAAGAACAAGCACCCCGUGGAUCUUGUUUGGAGAUACAUUGAUGGCGAAUGGAGAGAUGGUAACGAUCAUACCGUGGAGAAAGUGAAAACAGACUUUACUUUGGGAGAGACAGAAAAUGAAAUCAAGGACGAGAAAGAGCGCACAACCAAGAUGUUGGAGUCCUGGAUGGACUCGUUUGAUUUUAAUAAGCCGGUUGAUCUUAGUGACGACGAAGGGCUCGCACAGAAACCCGAUUCCAGAGGUCGCGAAACCCAAGCGACUACUGAGGUUGCAAACAAAGAGCCGGCAGUGGUCGUUUUCGACGAUGAGAACACAGUCGGAGCAGCCUCAGAUGAGCAGAAAGAUGAGGAUGAGGAUGUGGAUACCGAGUUUUUGCCAUCUUUCCUGCAAAAAGCAAAGCCUGUCGAACAGAAGGAAGAGCCAGCUGUCUCCAGCAAAACCACUGAGGUUCUGAGAACGCUGCUGAAUCCGACGGAGCCGGUCAAACAGCCUGAAUACGUGGAGUCCGAGGUGGCAGCCCCUGUGACUGGUUCCAAAAAAUACGGACUCUUUUUCUCGCACUCAAAGUCACCUUUCAUGAGUGCCCAGACGCAGCUGGCCACUUUGAAGACUGUCGAGAUCGGUGAAGAAUACGACAAGUGGUUUUGGGAGAACCGUGGAGACCUGAACAGGUACUUCAGAAGACGACGCAGAGACGUUCUUCGGCAGGCGAAGAAAGGAGGCCGCGUGGCUCUGAUCUGA